Molecule: messenger RNA, 909 nt
Organism: Condylostylus longicornis
Lineage: Eukaryota; Metazoa; Arthropoda; Insecta; Diptera; Dolichopodidae
Exons: 1
Coding region: 1-909 (302 amino acids)
Source: RefSeq, a predicted model, not a curated record
AUGAUACAGAAAUUAUGGCUGUCUCGUUCGGGCUGGGACGAUGAUUUGGAAAAGGCGCUACAAGAUGAAAGGCAGAACUACAGAUCAAGUCUUACAGAAUUAGAAAAGAUCAAGAUUACUAGAUGGUUCAGUUACACCUCGACGGCAUGUAAAAUGGAACUACAUGGUUUUUGUGAUGCGUCAAUUAAAGCGUAUGUGGCAGUUGUCUAUUUGCUAGUCAAAAACGAAAGCGGUAACAGGCAAAUUAGUCUGGUGGCGGCAAAGUCAAAAGUAGCUCCAAUAAAGACGAUUUCUUUACCAAGACUAGAGCUGAGUGGAGCAGCAUUGUUAGCAAAAUUAAUAAGACGGAUGAUCUGCGUUUUGAAAAUUACGAACUGGUCAGAGGUACGGGCCUGGACAGAUUCCCAGAUUGUUUUAGCCUGGCUUCAAGGGCAUCCAAGUAAAUGGACUACUUUUGUGGCAAAUCGGACUGCUGAGAUCCACCAUUUAUUGGGAAAGAAUAUAUGGCGACAUGUACCGUCAAAGCAGAACCCAGCAGACUGUGCUUCGCGGGGUGUUCUACCUUCAGAACUGCCAAAUCUGGACUUAUGGUGGCGCGGACCUGAAUGGUUGAGCAUGCCUGAACAAUUUUGUCCUAAUAGAGCCACAUGCGAGAGCACCGACGAAGAAGUGCGUAAAUCAGCAACUUGCUACAGUACACUCACUAACGAUCAUCUUGAUAACAAUAUUCUAGGGUUACAAAAUAGGUUGUCCACAUUUACGAAUUUAAUACGAGUAACUAGCUAUGUGAGAAGAUUUAUGAGUGUUGCUAAGAAAGUUAAGCAUGAUGGCAGUUUUAUAACAGAAUUCAAUGCAAGUGUAUUUACAUGGAUACGCAUUGUUCAAGGGCAUCAAUCAUUUUGCGCAUGA